AGACAACAGAAACAGAAAAUACUGAAAAGAAGAGAGACGAGAAGCCAGGAGGACCCCUCAGCAGCAGUAUAAUUUCCGUGUCCUCAUUUUUGUAUCUUUUCUGGCUGUUCAACAACCUUUUCGCAGUCGUUCUCUUCGGUACUUACUUCAACUCCUGGAUCAACAAGUUCUCGAAAACUGAAGAAGAAGCGGGUUUCUACUCUCGACUGUUCGGCUACGCUAACUUGCUGUGUGCCCUGGUCACUCCUCUCCCAGGCCUCAUGGUCGACUGUAUCUCCUCUGUGCUCAAGCGAGGUAAGAGUGAGGUGAUGGCUCAGGUAGCGUCCGUGCAGGCGAUGAUCGUGCCCAUGUUCAUAGUGAGCACCACCAUCACCUUACAACUGAGCACCCUCCUCUUCCCUUCAUCCGCCGCCGUCUAUGUUGGUCUCAUCUGUCUCAUCAUCAACCGACCGUCUUGUCAAGCUGUCGCAAUUCCUUUCGUCAGAGCCAGGUUUCCAGCGGAGCACUUCAACCGCAUCAUCGGGAUACAGGGGACGGUGAUAGCAGUGUUGACGAUGUUACAGUACCCACACUUCACCUUUGCCCAGUCACAUUACAACCUGGUGAGUCCCUCUCUACCCAGGUGAGUCCCUCUCUACCCUGGUGAGUCCCUCUCUACCUAGGUGAGUCCCCCUCUACCCUGGUGAGUCCCUCUCUACCCUGGUGAGUCAUUCUCUACCCUGAUGAGUCAUUCUCUACCCUGGUGAGUCCCUCUCUACCCUGAUGAGUCAUUCUCUACCCUAAUG
Homarus americanus (American lobster) is the source of this 785-nucleotide messenger RNA. RefSeq names its product solute carrier family 43 member 3-like. Gene Ontology annotation, cellular component: membrane. NCBI's taxonomy places the organism in Eukaryota, Metazoa, Arthropoda, Malacostraca, Decapoda, Nephropidae. Gene Ontology annotation, molecular function: ATP:ADP antiporter activity. The record is from RefSeq and is a predicted model, not a curated record. Gene Ontology annotation, biological process: nucleotide transport.